UAUCAACAAGACGAUGAAUAUCGAACACAAAAUAGUUGAGAAACAUUAAAAAUAAUAAUUCUUCCAAAAUUAUUUUACUUUUAAUUUUAAGUGACCACCAAUUCAUGUUGCUGAAGUUCAAUGUCUGAUUUUAGUGCUUUCCCGUUAAAUUUUAUAAUUUUCCUGUCCAAUAAAAAUGCUGACUGGAACGGUGAUUGUAUACAUAUCCGGUAACGAUGGUAUGGAAUAAGCACACUCGACAUUACGCGCUGGAGUAUUUUAUUUUCUGAUUAUUACGAGGCAAUGCAUAUGGCAUAUACAUCUGUUCAACAAAAUGUCUUCGGAAUCAGAUAACCAAGAAAUUUCGUAUAAUUCGGAGAGAAUGCACAACAUAGAUCCGCUAUGUGACAAUUUAAACGCCAGAUGUUCUGGGUACUAUAGCGCGAAAAUGUACAAGUGGAAUAAUUCGGGUCGAAACGAGCCUUUGACAUUUCAAUGCAAGCUUUCAUAUCCCAACAAGACUUUUAUUUUUGAAAGGAAAACACACUCUGUAGCUACUACAGAAAGCACAAGCAAACAUCUUACUGAUGCUCUGGCUGUAUAUUCAAGAGGCAACCAUUCUCUUUCUGCUGAUGCUAAAUACAGAGUUGCGUCGGAGUCAAUCGAACAGAAUAGAGAAAUGCAAUCAAUGAAUUCUAGAAUUGAUGGGGCCAAACAAUUUUUGGCGCAAAGUGGCAUUUUAGGGACAACCAACUUCACAAGUUCUUGUGACUUAAUAAGGAAAACUUCAAGCAUUCAUAUCGAUGCGACUUUGAGGGAACAGAUACGAAAAACAUCUAUGUGCCUGCGUUCAAGGAUUUUUAUCGAAAAGAAUAUACCAAAAGGCUAUGAUGAACUCAUCAAUUCACUUCAGCAUGAAGUCGAUACAUUAAAGGGAAUCAUAGAUAAUGGUGAAACCAAAAUUAUAACACUGCGUACUGAAAUUGGCAAAUUGAAGAGAGCCCUUCAAGAGAUAAUGCACGUCCAGAUGGUAACUUGCAGCAACGCUGGUGAUGGCUCUCCGAGUCCUAAGGGUACAACUAUUUGCCUUUUUUGUCAACCCAGAAGCUGGACGAGCAAAAAUUAAAAUAAAAACAACUGUUGGAAUCGACUUUUCCAGCAUAGGUUCACUGAAGUUUAUUACAUGCUGUAAUUAAUACAAUAAAACCAUUUCAUAUAAUUAA
Molecule: messenger RNA, 1202 nt
Organism: Drosophila obscura
Lineage: Eukaryota; Metazoa; Arthropoda; Insecta; Diptera; Drosophilidae
Exons: 5
Coding region: 314-1105 (263 amino acids)
Source: RefSeq, a predicted model, not a curated record